This is a messenger RNA of Rhododendron vialii, 3306 nucleotides long. RefSeq lists its product as uncharacterized. The transcript has 4 exons. Lineage: Eukaryota; Viridiplantae; Streptophyta; Magnoliopsida; Ericales; Ericaceae. The record is from RefSeq and is a predicted model, not a curated record. The coding region runs from base 1684 to 3165 and encodes 493 amino acids.
AACCAUCCAGCUUUUCAUUAACUCCCCUUACAGAGUUAAAAUCCCCCGAAGUAUUCACGGUUCAUCCCUCAAUGCACUGGACAAUCCAAAGAACUGCUGCCAUGAAGAUCCUCCUAUCAACAUGUUUAUUUCAUACCAUAGACCAUAGAAACACAAUUUCCUUUCUGAUUGCAGGUGUUCUACCCUAAAUGUGUUGCAGGUCAGCACCAAUCAAAUCAACUGAAAACUCCUCAGGAAAAGAGCCCUAGCGACCACCCCAGAGCCAAUGCUAUGCAUAUAAGACCAACACUAAGGGAGAUAGUUAAUAGCUAUUGACAUCAGAUUAUCCAAUCUAUUUUUUUCCAACAAAACCCGUAACGGACGACUUAUUAACCGUGAUGAGUUUCCUCACCUCGAGCUGUUAAUUGGGGUCAUUAAGGCCCGCACCAGUCCUGUAGCAUAAUUCCAAUCUUUUCUUAGACUUCCCCCCCUCCCCCCUUAUUUUAAGGAACUUUGGCACUUUUAUUCUCUGCUCCUCUCAGCUCCACCAGUGGUAGGAACUGAAACUUCAGCUAGAGAGGGAAUCCCAGCAUUCUUAAGCUGGCCCCUAUCACCGAAAUGGAAAUUAACGUCAUCCUCAAUAUCCAGCAUUUCAUCCAAUCCCAAGGUAGCAACAAGAUCAAACUGCGUAAAAUCUGCAUUCCCUAAGGCCUUUUUUUUUUUUUUUUUGAUCAUCCAUUCCACAAGGCUUUGAACCUACUUUCUGACUGUUUGCCUUCUGAGGAAUACCAUUCAUUCAUCCUAGCAACAGGCCUAGAACCCAUGCUUGUACUGUUAUAGAUCACCUAAGUAACCCCCCAGCUUCAUCCAGUGGUUGAGGCACAACCUGAGCACUCACUGUAUCAGCAGUAGUCUUUUGCCAUAAGUACCUCCAUAUUGUGCUAAGUAGGAUUCAGCAUUGGGUUUGAGUCAGGGAUUGAGAAACUUCCUGGCCAUCAGCAGAGGGCCGAUCAAUCUCAAAACCCGUGUUAGUACAUUGGACCAUCUCAAACUCUGCAGCAUUUCCAGAAUUCUGAGGUAAAACAUCUCCACUUUGUGACACCCAAACCUUCUCGCCAAUCCUUGGGUUGGGACCCUCUCAUUCUCAGCAUCUUGAAUACAACCAUGACCAAAAACCUUGCAUGACAAGACAGUGGCUUGCAUUGAUACUUGACAGGGAUCAGCAUACAAGUCCCAUUAGCAAAGUGAACAUCAACAGAUUGAGGGUACAUUUUUCUGUGUUGCGUAGUCUAUGGGUCGCUUAAGAAAGAAGUUCGGUGGGAAUAUUGCUGAAGCCUCCUCAGAACCAUUGUCAUCUCAAAAUAGAACUCCAAAAUCAUUGAAGCCCAAGCCUAAAAUUUCAAGAAACACUCUGAACAAAGAGACUACUCAGAUUCGAGAGAAGAAAAAGAAAAAGAGUGUCUUGGGGAGCAGAAAACCAAGUGUCAAUAAAGAGGAAGAGGAUGAUAACAGUCGAAGUGCGAUACAAAAGAGUACAACUGGUGGGCAGCAUAAUAAAAUGAACCAAGACAAGGGAGCUGGGUUGGAGAAUGAAGAAAAUCAUGAACAGGGUGAAAAGAAGAGGAGAAGCUUGGCGAUAUUGAAAAGAAGCAACAAUUUGCUAAGAACAAAGAAAAGUGGUUCAAGCCAAUCGAAGAUGGUCAAAUGAAGGAAGAAAAGCAUGGUCCAUUGAAAAGUCAACAGAUUGAAAAGCAGAAAGAGAAGCUUGAUGGUUUGCAAAAGAAGCAACAUUUUGAUCAGAAGAAAGAAAGGUGGUUCAAGAAGACCGAAAACGUUCAAAUGAAUGAAGAAAAGCAUGGUCAGUUGCAAAGCCAACAGAAUGAAAAGCAGAAAGAGAAGCUCGAUGAUUUGCAAAAGAAGCCACAUUUUGAUAAGAAGAAAGAAAAGUGGCUCAAGAAGACCGAACAUGGCCAAAUGAAUGAAGAAGAGCAUGGUCAGUUGGAAAGCCAACAGAACGGAAACAAUAAAAAGAAGCUUGGUGUUUUGAUUUGCAUGUGUAAUGCAAAGACAAAACCGGACUGUUUCCAUUAUAGCCUUAUGGGUUUACCAAUCGGUAACAAAGAGCUAGUGUUGGGCAUCAAGCCAGGGCUCAAGCUUUUCCUCUAUGAUUUUGAUCUCAAGCUUUUGUACGGGAUCUAUACAGCAUCCUCUAAUGGUGGCUUGAAACUGGAGCCAGCAGCUUUUGGUGGGGGAUUCCCUGCUCAGGUGCGCUUCAGUGUUUACCAAGAUUGUUUUCCCCUCCCAGAGAGUGUCUUCAAAAGGGCUAUUAAGGAAAACUACGACAAAAAGAACCGGUUUAAUACGGAACUUACAGACGUACAAGUUGAGAAGCUCACAGAACUUUUUAGGCCUGCUGAAGUGCAUUUACAUGCACCACCCUUGGGCCCCACCGCAAUGGCAGCAAUUCAAGAUUCAAAUCUUCAUACCUACGAUGAAGGUAGGAGGUACAGUGGUCAGCAUCUUAUGUACGGAAGUGUUCCUUCAAUGGAGAGAGAAGAUAUCUCUCAAAAUCAUUUUCCUAGUGAAAAUGAAUAUCGAACUUACAGUCUUCGUGGGGAACGACUGAAGUUCACUCCACCUAGAAGUCAAAUUGCUCCUCCUUUGGAACCUCACUUGGAUCCCGUAAGACAGCACCUUCUGAUGCACCCAGGUUAUCAGUAUACAGAUGCUGCCCCUGCACAAGUACAGCUAACCACUCGUCAUGAUGUGCAUAUAGCGUCUGAAAACCAGACUUACGGUCCUUUUCCAAGACAGGAACUGCGGUCUUCAACUUCCCUUGCAGCGACAACUUCGGCAUCUAUUGUAGACCCUUACUCGAAGAUUGCUUAUACUUACCCGCAUGGUGGUUCAUAUUUGGACUUGUAUCGGCCACCUUCGGGGGGAGAGGAGGUACCUUUAUUAGGAUCUCAUUCUUUCACUGGAAGGGGAGAAUCUUACCUGACUGAGUCUACUCACUUGAGAAGGCCAGAAAAUGUUGAUACUGCAACGUUGUACUCAACCUAUGCUUCCAAUGCGUUAUCCGAGUAUAACCAAAUUACUAAACAUCAGGUAGUUGGGCCUCAAUCUUCACUUGCACCAGUUUCGUCUCGCUACUCUUUUGCAGGUCCAUCUUUGUCUCAUCGCUGACCUGUCUGUCUGUGCACUAGUUUUCUAUAUUUUUCUUUUUAUGGUUGACACAGCUUGAUGGCCAAGGAGCUUUAUCAUGUACCUUUAAUUUAAGUUACCUUUGAAUGAUGUACGAUUAAUGGAAGUAGCUUUAUCAGGUAA